AUGUCGAAAGCAAAAUACAUUGUUGAAGGAGGAUCCUCAAAUCGACCUCCAUUCUUUGAUGGAUCAGACUAUUAUUUUUGGAAAAACAAAAUGCAGUUGUUCUUAAAAUCUCAAGACACAGGAAUGUGGCGCAUCAUCACAGAUGGAGAUUUCACACCAAGGGUUGAUCAAGAUGACUCGAAUUCUGCUCUAAAAAAGGAAGCAGAUUGGACAGCAGAAGAUAAAGCUAAGGUACUUCUAAACUCUAAAGCUCAAUUAUUCUUAUCAUGUGCUUUAAGCAGGGAAGAAAGUGAAAGGGUAGAUGAAUGCACAACUGCAAAAGAAGUCUGGGAUACAUUGCAAACUCACCAUGAAGGAACAAGCCAUGUCAAAGAAACAAGAAUAGACAUUGGUAUAAGGAAAUUCGAACUGUUUGAAAUGCAAGAAGGAGAAACCAUUGAUGAAAUGUACUCAAGAUUCACCACAAUAGUAAAUGAAAUGCGUUCUCUUGGCAAAGCCUAUACUGUGCAAGAAAGAGUAAGAAAAAUCAUGAGGUGUCUCCCAAUCAUUUGGAGACCAAUGGUGACAGCUAUAAGCCAAGCCAAGAACCUUGAAUCACUGCCUCUGGAAGAACUAAUUGGAACUCUAAGAGCUCAUGAGAUAGUAUUGCAAGAAGACAAACCAGUCAAGAAAGGAAAGGCAAUAGCACUGAAAGUCUCUCAAGAAAAAAUCACAGUUCCAGUUGAAGAGGAAUCAGAAGAGAAUGAACAAGGAGAUGCUGAUGAAAUCGCGCUUCUCACUAGAAGAAUUCAAAGAAUGAUGAGAAGAAGAGAUCAAAUCAAAAAGGGAUUUCAAAACAGAAAUCCUAAAACAGAGAUUGACAAGAGUCAAGUCACAUGCUUUGGAUGCAACAAAUUGGGACAUUACAAGGCAGAAUGUCCAUCAAACAAAAAUCCACCAAAACGAUUUCCCUUCAAAAAGAAAUCAAUGAUGGCAACAUGGGAUGAUUCAGAGGAAUCAGAAACAGAAGAAGAGGAAGAAGAAGCCAACAUAUGCUUGAUGGCAAAAACAGAGGAAGAUGAGGUAAUGAAUUCUGAACCAUGUCAUUUAUGUCAACAAAUGGGAAAUGAAUUUGAUAACUUGCUAAAUGACUCAAAUCUCCUUAUUCAAAAAUGUAGUUCUCUGAAAGAACAGUUUUAUAAAGAGAAAGAAGAGAAGGAAAGAAAUCAAACUGAAAAUAAUUUGUUAAAAAAGAUGAUUCAAGAAUUGAAAGAAACAAGAGUUUUUGAAAGUGAAGAAUGUCAAGAACAUUCUGCGCUACAAACGGAGAACGUUCAACUCAAAAAUGAAAAUGAACUUCUCAAAACUGAUUUACUGAACUUCAUUAAAGCCACUGAAACUUUUCAUAACAUCAUGGGAUCUCAAAUAGGAAUUUUUGAUAAAGCUGGUCUUGGUUUCAAUCAAACUCAAAAAACCAAACUUUAUGAAAACUUCUUUGUUGGUUUUCAAAAUACAAAGAGAAAGCCUUGGUUCUUGGACAGUGGCUGUUCAAGGCACAUGACAGGAGAUAGAAAUUGUUUCAUAACCUUCAGCAAGAAGGAUGGUGGUUCGGUCACAUUUGGAAAUGAUGAUCAAGCUCAAAUUAAGGGAAAUGGAACAAUUGGUAAGACAAACUCUGCUCAAAUAAAUGAUGUCCAAUACGUGGAAGGAUUGAAACACAAUCUAUUAAGCAUAAGUCAGUUAUGCGACAAUGGAUGCGAAGUCACUUUCAAGCCAAAGGUAUGUGAAAUCAAGAUGGCCAGAACUGGAAAAAUUAUGUUCUCUGGUAAGCGAAAGAAAAAUUUAUAUGUGAUAUAUUUGGAUGAAUUACCUGAUGAAUCAUGCUUUAUAUCAAUCAAAUUUCUGGGAGAAGGUGCAUCCUUGGUCAGGCCCCCUGCAUUUAAUGGGGAUGCGUACAUGUAUUGGAAACAGAGGAUGUUAAUUUUUCUUGAAGCAUGUAGUCUAGAUAUACUAGAAGCAGUAAUAGAUGGUCCCUAUGUGCCAACCAUAGCUGGCACAGGUGAUUCAUCAAUCCCAAAACCCAGAUCAGAUUGUGCUGAUGAAUUUUUCAAGGUGUCUAACUGCAAAACUGCCAAGGAGAUGUGGGACACAUUGCAACAAACGCAUGAAGGAACAACAGAUAUAAAAAGGGCCCGAAUCAACACGCUAAUGCAUGAGUAUGAGCUGUUCAACAUGAAGAACGAAGAGUCCGUUAAUGAUAUGCAGACAAGAUUUACUCACAUAGUCAAUAAUCUAAAUGUUCUUGGUAAGGUGAUUGACAAUGAGCAGCAAAUCAGCAAAGUGAUGAGGUGCUUGACCAGAGAGUGGCAGCCAAAGAUCACUGCCAUAGCAGAAUCAAAAGACCUUGGUAGCAUGUCAAUUGUCACACUAUUUGGAAAACUAAGAGAGCAUGAGAUGGAACUGCAUAGACUGAGUGAGGCUAAACAGACUGAUAGAAAAAGAAAAGGGUUGUCGCUGAAAGCCCAAGCACAUCAAACAAAGUCCGAACAAGAGAUCAGCACUGACGAUUCAAAUAGUUAG
Molecule: messenger RNA, 2559 nt
Organism: Cicer arietinum (chickpea)
Lineage: Eukaryota; Viridiplantae; Streptophyta; Magnoliopsida; Fabales; Fabaceae
Source: RefSeq, a predicted model, not a curated record